UGGAACGCGAGUCGUCAUUCAGCAUGAUACACUUCCUUUACGAUGGACAGGCCUUUUUGGCAAUCGUCGAGCGCUCCAUACGGAGCCUGCGUGCACGAGGGAGGGAGUUCGACAUCCUGCGUGGCCAUGCCUCUGUUCUGGAAGCGAUUCUUUACUCCGAAGCUGGGAAAGUGCGCAAGUCGACAUAUGCUGCAGCUCAGGCUAUGAAACUCUAUAGAAACGCGGGAUGCACCGUCGGCUGCUUGGACGUGGAAAUCUUCAACGCCCCGCCGACGUACUCUUUUAUCGGUCCCCUCUACGACAAGCUACGGGCUAGAAACGACCUUAGCAGGCUUCGCUCUCUUCGGUGGCAGUUGACACAACGGGCAAUGUUCCCGCGUGCACUAAUACCACUGCCGUUACCUGGCACAACAGACAGGUGCUGGAUCUUUGCGGUCUCGCCUACGAUGCAGGAGACAUUAUAUCCUACUAUCGCUAGAACAUGA
This is a messenger RNA of Canariomyces notabilis, 485 nucleotides long. RefSeq lists its product as uncharacterized. The transcript has a single exon. The coding region runs from base 24 to 485 and encodes 153 amino acids. NCBI's taxonomy places the organism in Eukaryota, Fungi, Ascomycota, Sordariomycetes, Sordariales, Chaetomiaceae. The record is from RefSeq and is a predicted model, not a curated record.